Molecule: messenger RNA, 5367 nt
Organism: Phyllostomus discolor (pale spear-nosed bat)
Lineage: Eukaryota; Metazoa; Chordata; Mammalia; Chiroptera; Phyllostomidae
Product: putative tetratricopeptide repeat protein 41
Exons: 16
Coding region: 1181-5122 (1313 amino acids)
Cellular component (GO): Cul4-RING E3 ubiquitin ligase complex
Molecular function (GO): protein binding
Source: RefSeq, a predicted model, not a curated record
CCGCCCCUUUGCCUGGGAAGCUUUGGCCUUUAUGGGAAACCGUCCAAUAAACGUCAGAUGAGAACACAUUCCUCUUUUUGGAGAGGUCGCAGAGGUACUACUUCCGGAUCCUAGAGCGCGUUAAUUCCGUGACCAGGGGAACGGUAGCCAUGGCAACGCGAUCUUGGCUGUUUGCACGUGGAGUCACAUUGCAAAGAUUCCAGUGCGAUUUUUCUUAGCUUUCAGUUUGUCAGUGCAUCUCGGAAAAGAGACACACGUGAAAGCAAUAACCGUACCCGAAAGAACAUUUGGUAUGGGCCUGAGUUACGUCAAGAAAAAGCUCAUUCCACUAGGCAGUGUUCACUGACUUUUUUUGUUUCUGAGUGAGACGCAAGCAUAGCUUCCUUUUCACACUCUCAGCAAGACCCUUUCAUCCUUGUUGGAGGGCAUGUAGUGUUUCCAUUAGCUCAGUGACAUUGAAUUCCCCAUGCAUGUAGGUGAGUGGAAUGUUGUACGAACCUGCAUAACUUCAGAUUUCAAAAAAGCAUAGAACUCCAUCAGAAUUCUUUGCCUCUCAGGUGCAAGGAGAUCUUGGGCCUUAUCAUACUUCGAUUUGUUUCUUUUGUUUUGAUGUCAACUUCAUACACAUUUUCAUUCUUGCUUCUUCUGGUCACAGUCACGGGUCUUGGCUGGUACUUCUAGAUACAUUAGGCACCUUUUCUGGAUUUGUAUUCCUUUCAUACUCUCAGCAAAGACCCCUUUCAUAAUUUUCAGAUUUACAGGGGGCAGAAGUGGCAGCUAGCCGAAGGAAUGCUGGGAAGGCGGAAUGGGAGGCCGAGGAAAAGAGGGAGGGCUUUGCGUCCAGCGCCCCCUCACCUCGUGGUUCUCAGGUCUUCAGCAAAAGCUCUGGGGGAGGACAGUGCACAUGAGAUCUUCCUGUCUCCUAAAAUGAAUGUGUUUUUUCUUUUUCAGUCCUAACUUAAACUAGCUUGUUUCCAACUCUGACCUCUCCAUUCGCUGGUUGGCAUCUUAACCUUCACGUGUCCAUCAGAAAGAAGCAAUUCUGGGGCAAGAUUUCAAUCCGUGUGUAGCAAACAUAAUUCAGAGGAAGUCCUAGAGGCGGUGGAGGUUGGUGGCUAUGCCAGGGCGAAAGUUAUGUUUUGAGUGUGAUGUCAUCCCCAAGUAAAGCGAAGUGAGCCGGAUGGCGAGUGAAGAUGCAGACAGCUGUGCCCAACUCCUUUGGAAGCCCCAGAAACCCAUCCAGCCUUACAUCUGCUCCACUCUGAAUGAUUUCAAAGAAGAGAGAGAUUUUUUGGCAAACCGCAUCUUCCCUCGGCUCAAUGAGCUCUGCCGCUCGCGGGGCACGUAUUUCAAAGCUGUGGACCUGUGGCAGUCAGUGUUGAGGGGCCACUCACCUUUGCCCCUCAGCCUGUGUAAACAGCACGUUUCCCUCCACUCCCAGCAUCUGAAGCUCUGCCUCGACUAUGUGAACAGCUGCUUGCCCUUUUUCAUCUGCAUGCUGGGUGAGACGUACGGGGACUUUCUCCCCGACCACUUGCCUUUCACGUUCACCAAAGCCACCGACUUGUCAAGCUUGUCCCGAGUGGAGCAGAAUCUCUACGUCGCUGCAGAAAACGGUUAUCCCUGGGUCCUGGAGAAUCCCAACUGCAGUCUGACGGAGCUGGAGAUCAUCCAAGCAGCAUUUCUGAAUGAGUCUCCAUUUCAGUAUUUCUACUUUAGGACCGGAGCCACGCUGCUGAAGGCUUUGGAUGCAAAGAAGGAGGAAAAGCUGUCCUUAGGUUCCCUGAUGGACAAUGAGGAAAAAUUAAGGAUUGGAAAGCUCAAGGCCAAGAUUAUUAGCAAAGGGCUCCCUGUCAGAUAUUAUAGAGACCUCCAGGAAUUGGGUGAACUGGUUUUCAAGGACUGGUCGGUUGUGAUAGAAAAACUGUACCCAGCCACCUGCAUGACUGAAAAUAUAGACUACAAGCACAACUCUGAGCGUUUCUAUCACGAAGAGUUUACUGAGAAGUGCCAGCAAGUGUUUGUGGCUUCCAAGGAGUCACACAGAAUGUUUGAAAUCUUGGAGAGAUUUGCCCUAAAGGAAUUGGAAUUUGAUUCUGACAACGCAGCAGCGGGUUCCAGUUUGGACUCUGUUCUCGGACGACAUUCUCCUUCAAGCUCCAAGUCUAUUUUGCUUUUAUCUGGAGAACGUGGCUGUGGGAAGUCCACUCUGAUUGCCAACUGGGUGAAUUAUUUCAAAAAGAAAUAUCCAAAUAUCCUGAUGGUCCCUCACUUUGUGGGCAGCACCUGUGAAAGCAGCGACAUCAUGUCUGUGAUACAUUACUUCAUCACAGAGUUACAGGGCAAAAACUAUGGUACUCAGCUUGAAACCGAUGUUCUUAACGAAGACUCACAUGUCUUGGUCUUCCCGCUUCUCGUAGAAGUGUUCAUUGCUUCCAUCAGUUUAAAGCCGUGUGUACUUGUACUAGAUGGAAUCGAAGAGUUGGUUGGCAUUUAUGGCAUUUCGGGACAGAAGGCAAAAGAUUUCUCCUGGCUGCCACGCUCGCUGUCCCCUCACUGCAGGUUCAUCAUGAGCACCGUCUCCACCAGCCUGGCCCACAAGUCACUGUGUGCCCGCCCUGACGUGAGGACGGUGGAGCUCAUCGGCACAGAAGACACAGAAGUGAAAUUAAACAUCCUGAGACACUAUCUCUCCAUUCCCAACAAAGACCCCUUCCAACAGAUCAGACAGACGUUGAGCCAAAGAGCGAACCUCAAUCCUCUAAAACUCACGAUCCUAGCAAAUGAACUAAAAGACUGCAGGAUCUACCGAAAUGAGUUUCAGUGUCUGAAGGAGUACCUGGCGGUGGACUCUAUUCAGGAGCUCUGGGGACUGAUUCUGAAACGCUGGAUUGAAGAUUAUAGUUGGACUUUUAAACAAAAAAAGGCACAUUCAGAUACCAUGACUUCGGGAGUAGGGCUGGACGGCUGGGUGGCCGACACUCUGUGCUUACUGAGCAUCUCGCAUUGUGGGUUGGCGGAGGAUGAGAUACUGCAGCUUUUGGACAAGCUGGGCUACAGGAAUUGUUACAAAGUGACCACGUUGCACUGGGCUGCCUUCCGCAAUGCCACGAGACCGUGGGUCCAGGAGAAGCCCAGUGGGCUCCUGUACUUCCAGCACCAGUCUCUACGGAGCACCGUGGAGCACAAGCUUCUUGGUGUAAUUACUCCUGUUCGAGAAAGCAACCCGCGUGCCUUCCAGAAACCAGUGAAUCAUAAGAAAACGCAUUUGCACCGAAUUUUGGUCAGAUACUUCCAACGGCAGACGGCUUUCUGGAGAGUGUACCAGGAGCUGCCGUGGCAUAUGAAAAUGAGCGGCUGCUGGGGGGACUUGAGCAACUUUCUCUCAAGUCCUAGUGUCACAGACUUCAUAUCGAAGAUCCAAAGCCCGAGCUUCUGGACCAGGCUGCACCUCCUUCACUACUGGAACGUGUUGGCUGAAGUUGGGUACGAUCCUGCCAGGGCCUACCUGUUCUCCGUGGCCAAGAUUAAAGAAGACAAGUGCUGCAAACUAAGGAAGAGGUGCACACUCUCAGUGCUGGAAUGUGGGCCUCUGGAGGCCACUGCCACAGACAAGUGCCGACUAAUAUUCUUUAUUGCGAGAUUUUUGAAGCUGAUGGGCAAGACCAAAGAAGCGGAAGAGUUGUUCUUGAGUGUUGAGAGCAUGUUAAUGCAGAGUCAGAGCACGACAGACAUGCUUCUCAAAGUCCAGACCGCCGUGGGGGAGCUCUAUCUGGAAAUAGGGAUGACUGAGGAAGGGUUCCAGUAUUUCAACAAAGCGUGGUUGAGACUGAUGGAAUUUUCACCCAGCGACUUAAAAGACAACCAGGACUUGGUGAAGCAAAAAGGCAGAGUGCUGAACAACCUGGCAAAGUCGGCGCCUGAGGACUACCUGAAGGAAAACCGCAUCGUGGAAUGCGCGGCUGACACCUCCUGCCUGCUGGACGGCCACCCGAGAGACCAGGCCACCAUGAAAUACACCGAAGGUGUUCUGAUAUUUGCUGCUGGAAACAGUUCUCUUGCAAAAACAAAACUUCAAGACGGCCUGGAUAUCAGGAGAAGUUUGUUUGGGGAGAAAAACAUGCUAGUUGGAGAAAUUAUGGAAUUUUUAGCAGAUUUACUAUUUUUUCCACUAAGAAAUAAUGAAAGAUGCCAAACGAAGAAAGCAAUCGAAUAUUAUAAACAAGUGGUAAAAAUAAAGGAAAAUGCAAUCACUCUGGCCAACUCUUCGCUGGUCAGGAAGCAGCUGAGCAUCAGCCUAAGCGAUACCUGUUGUAAAUUAGCAGGUCAGUUACUGACAAGCGACUCUAGUCAUCACGUCAUGAUUGAGGCCCUGGGCUAUUUGUACAGAUCACUCGAUUUAAGGGCGACUUCCCUGGGGUCUUCUCAUUCAUCAGUCCAUGGAAUCCUGCAUCUUGUAAGGGAAAUUGAAUGGAUCCGGGGCAGGAGAUUUUGGCCUCAAGGCAUGAGCUGGCAAGCUGCUGAGGGUUCUAGGAACGGCACCUCCUUGUGGAAGCACUUGCUGAGGUUAAACUACCACAGCGCCCAGAGUCCUAAUACAGUGAGUUCUGUGAUGUGCACAAAUGCAGAUAAGCUACAGAGGGCUAAAAGCACAGAGUUGGCACCUGCUACAAUUUCAGAUAAAUCAAAAAUUGCUUCCAGAAAGAAGAAAAAGGUCUUGAGACCCAUUGUUUCUAUUUCUGCCGAGGAAAAGACCCAACAGAAGACACAAAAUACUGUUGAAAUACGGAAUGGUCCAGAAAAAGAAGCAUCAGAGAAAAGUAAAGAAUAUUUUUCUAAGAUUUUAUCUGUGGGUACAGAAGAUGAUGUAGUAAAGCUUUCACGGCAAAGGAUUUUGUCAGCUGACGUGGGGAGUGGAACUGAGCAAGUCACCAACAGGUACCAGCAUCGCCUGCUAUGGCCUCUUAGCACAAACUAUCCUUCUGAACCCAUAACAGAGCUCAUCUCAGAAAAGUGGCUUUUUCACAGGCCAGAUUACCAUUCCGUUCCUCAGAAGUGUUUUCUGCAGAGAUCUCAGUAUUUGUUGAGGACCUCAAAGGAUACUAGUAAAGAAUUAAAAUGAUUACGGGCUCUUCCGUGUCUGUAAAUUUUUUCUGCUUACUUUAUUUAGAACUUUUUGAUGAGAUGUGUACAUUUUUAGCUGCUUAAAAAUACUGUAACAGAUUUUUGCUAAGAAGAACAAUUUUUAAGUGACUCACAUUUCUAUGGUAGGUAUGUGAGUGUUGAUCUCACAGGGUUCUGUAUCUAGAAGUGUAGUGAAGCAGUGCUAUAAAGCUCUACUUCGUGAUAGCUUUAUAUUAUAGUUUA